Messenger RNA from Anneissia japonica, 2013 nucleotides. RefSeq names its product adhesion G-protein coupled receptor G2-like. NCBI's taxonomy places the organism in Eukaryota, Metazoa, Echinodermata, Crinoidea, Comatulida, Comatulidae. The transcript is spliced from 7 exons. Gene Ontology annotation, biological process: G protein-coupled receptor signaling pathway; cell surface receptor signaling pathway. Gene Ontology annotation, molecular function: G protein-coupled receptor activity. The record is from RefSeq and is a predicted model, not a curated record. Gene Ontology annotation, cellular component: membrane. The coding region runs from base 80 to 1834 and encodes 584 amino acids.
UUGUUUUUGUGAUGUUUAUACCUAAAUUAACUAUAAAUAAUUUUUAUUUAUUCACUGUUAGGUGACAGAAUCUAUUGUUAUGGUAGUAAAUAACUUAUUUAGUAUUGACGAGGAAACUCUAAUUCAAAGUCAAAUUGAGGAUCAGUCUCCUACAAAAAUUGUUGCAGUUCUUGAAGAUCAACUGGGCAAAGUAGAGCUAAAUGCAGAGGGCAUUUAUAAAGAAAUUACACCAAAUAUUGCAGUACAGGCUCAGAGGCUUGAUGCAACUCAAAUUAGUGAAGAAGACAUGACUUACUUAAAUUUUAUAUCAGAAUCAAAUGAGAAUGGUGUAGGUGCUGUUGAAGUACUUGACGAUGGUGUGAAAAUACCUGAUGCUGCCAAUGUGUCAAUUGCUCUGCCAAACAGUAUAUCUGAUGUCAUCAAGGAGAAUAAUAUGACAGAUUUCCGAAUUAUAGUUAUUGUUUACAAUGACAGUAGACUGUUCCAAUCUGCUCAGUUUAUUAAGGAUAGCUCAGGUCGCAGACCAAAUAGUCAAGUUAUUUCUCUCUCUGUGCCUGGAUUAGAUCGUGUGGAAUUGGACCAGCCCAUCGUUACCACAUUCAUUCCCAUCGAAAUUUCUGAAACAAACAGAAAUACAACCUGUGUAUUUUGGGAUUUUAAACUUGAUGGAAUUGGAGGAUGGUCGACUGACGGCUGCAUAUUUGUAAACGGAUCGGAUGAUGGGAGUGACAGGCAGUAUUGCGAGUGCACACAUCUAACUAACUUUGCUAUACUUAUGGAUUUCCAUAUGGUUGGAUCUCUUCCCCCGGCAGCUGACAUUGUGACAAUCGUUGGCUUAAGCAUAUCAAUUGCAUCUCUUAUUUUGACAAUACUUACAUUUGUGAGUAAAAGGCAAUUUCGGAGGAGUCAACCUAAGCAAAUUCUAUGCCAGCUGUGUUUGUCUUUGCUUGGUUUGUAUAUUGUCUUUCUUGCUGAAAUUGAUAGAACCACAGAAGAAGUAGAAGGUGACCCCAGUCUAGGGUGUAUGGUUGUUGGAGCUUUUCUACAUUACUUCUUGCUCUCAUCAAUCUUCUGGAUGAGUGUUCAAGCUGUAAAUAUGUACUACUUAUUUGUGAAAGUCUUUAAAAGUCUCGGUGUGUCCUACUUUCUCUUUAAAGCUUGCUUGUUUGCAUGGGGUUUACCAGUGGUGAUUGUCUCAGUUUCUGCAUCUAUUGACUCUAACAACUAUGUGGAUUCUAAUGAGCAUUGUUUUCUGGCACUCCAACGUAUGUACUACAGCGUAGCAAUUCCUGUUGCACUAUCCUUACUUUUCAACAUGGCCAUAUUCAUUCUGGUUUUAAAUAGAUUAAUCCAGCAUGGAAAAAACACAAAUCAAUCUCACAUAAGAGGAAAGAAAACCAGACGCAGAGGGAUAAAGAUGUUACAAAGUGCAGUAAGCGUUACAGUAGUUUUGGGCUUAACGUGGCUGAUCGGCUUCUUCUCCAUUGGAGAUGCUUCAGAUAUUAUGCUGUGGCUUUUUUGUAUUCUUAAUUCUUUCCAAGGGUUACUUAUAUUCGUAAUGUAUUGUGUUAGACAUAAGGAAGUACGCACUUACUGGUGGGAAGCGUUGCUCAGUAUUCCAGGAAAUUCAAAACUUUUUCGAUCGUUUAUGUCCGACAAAAGCAAAAAAAGUUUGCUUUCACAUUUUCAAAAAGAAGAAUCCUCUGGCAAGCGUAAGUCAUUCUCCAACUCGUCUUCGUAUCCUAGCCAGUCCGAAAAUAAUCGCACUAGAAAUAAUCAAGUUAGGCUUGGAAAACGGUCACUUGCAUCGGAAAAUAUCAAUCUAAGGCACUAAUAGUAUUGUUAUAAUGACAUACAGCAAAGUAAUAGCUUGCAAGAUUAUUAUCACAAAAAUAUGAUUCAUGAGAUUCAUAAUAAUCCAAAAUAGGGUUAGGAAUUAUAGUAAUUCUCACCUAGUUUAUGCAAUCCUAUUUUUUUUCUUUAGAUGUUUAUAUGUUUAUGUUUGAUUGUGUU